Messenger RNA from Chenopodium quinoa (quinoa), 1452 nucleotides. RefSeq lists its product as uncharacterized. The coding region runs from base 932 to 1426 and encodes 164 amino acids. The transcript is spliced from 2 exons. The record is from RefSeq and is a predicted model, not a curated record. NCBI's taxonomy places the organism in Eukaryota, Viridiplantae, Streptophyta, Magnoliopsida, Caryophyllales, Amaranthaceae.
UGACAUAUUUUGACUCAUGUAAUUAAAUGUUGUUACUCCGUGUUACUUUUUCCCUUCUUAAAAGUAGGAAUAGUAAUGUGAGGAUUAAUAAGAGAGAAGUAAAAGGAGGGAAGAAAAUAAGAUUUCCAUUAUUUUCUAAAGGAAAAUAUUUUCCACCGUAUGUAUUUAGAGAGUGAUGAAAUGGGAGAUAUCAUAAAAGUAUAAAUCUUAUGAAUAUAGAGAGAUAAAAUAAAUAUUACGAAGUACAAGCUUAGAGAAUCAGAGUGUAGAGGAAAAUGAGUCUUGUUAUUCUCACACAAAGAUGUUAAUUAUGGGUCAGGUCAUUUCUGGUUGUUUUGUGUUUUGAGUCUGUAGGGUUAAGAUCGGGUUGCGUCACUUUGGGUUUCGGGUCGCUUUGGGUAUCGAGUUAAUUUGGGUAUAAGAUCAAUUUCGGGUUAACAUUUUUGGGUUAAUUUCGGGUCAUGGAUCGGGUUAGGAUUGCCGGGUCAAUGUCGGGUGAAUGGGUAAUUAUUUAGUGAGGUCCAAGUUUUUUUUAUUUUUUUUUUUAUUUUUCAAGGUUCAGGUUCAAUACACAACUAGUUUUUAUUUCAUUAUUUUUUUUUUAAGAAAAUAAGGUUCAGGUUCAAUAUACUUCGUACAACUUAGUGAACUAGGGUUGAUUGUGGGGUCCAGAAUAGCUGUGCUGCAUUAUUAAUCUGAUAAUCUCUAUGGGUUGUUCAUCAAUCCCUAUCCACCUCACUUUUUUUUUUUUUUUUUUUUGGGGGGGGGGGGCGGUGGGAAGAAAUAGGAGAAUAAUGUAGGUUCAGGCUCAAAGUUUUUAUAAAUUGGUAGCUGCUUCUCAAUUCUCAUAUACUAGUACAGUACGUAUUCAAUAUUUCAUUCAAAUCCUGAAAGUUAGAGUAUCCCUGCUAUACAAAGUGACUCUUCAACUAUGGAAAGUGAACAAGGAAAUUAUGAGCAUGAGCAGAACCAAACCCUUCAAAAUGACAUCAAGGGUUACAAAAGAAAAGAAAUUUCACUAGAGACGCUUCAAUCAUUUUGGUCCAAAAAUAUGACAUUCCAAGAAGCUGCAGAACAAGUUGGAGUCUCGAGGUGUACAAUGAAGCGAAGAUUGACAGAAUUGAAGCUGGUGUGGCCAUCAAGCAAAAAAAGGAAGCAACAUCUUGAUGAUGAUGCAAAGAAGAGGAAACACGAUAGUAAAGCACCAUUUGGAAGUGAUUCCACAACACAUCAGAAUUUGGUGAAUCCUUCUAAUUCAACUGCUCACGCGGAUAUUGUGGGGAAGGGUAUAACUGGAUGCGACCGGCAUAUGUUGCCAAAUCAUGUAUCAUCCAACUCCAACGCUGUUGGCAACUUGACCAUGGACACAAGAGUGGAAAACGUUAGGGAGAACUUAAUGGAUAAUCAACGUUCUGAAGAGCAUUAGAAUGGAUGAUGCUGACUAGUGGAAGA